Molecule: messenger RNA, 402 nt
Organism: Aspergillus affinis
Lineage: Eukaryota; Fungi; Ascomycota; Eurotiomycetes; Eurotiales; Aspergillaceae
Exons: 1
Coding region: 1-402 (133 amino acids)
Source: RefSeq, a predicted model, not a curated record
AUGUCUGAAUUCAUGGAGCAACAGAACCAAGCCUCUCAGGGGAUGUUCCCUACGGACGGUGGGGGCUACCAUCCUGCUGGCGAGUUGCAUGUCAACACUGCCCGGGCUUUGGACCCUCACACCUCCAUCGAAGAUUACAGCCGGGUGAUGCUACAGUACACCCAGAACCGGAUGUCUGGGUUCGCUCGUCUGGACGAUGACAAAAGGUUGCCCGCCAGUCGAAGCAGCAGAAGCAGCGACACUGGAAAUGAAAGCGGUGAUUCUGCUAGCGGCAUGUUGGCUCGUCAGGCUAAUGGCCGCGGUUCUACCGCUCGCUCUAGCAGCGCCUCCCUCAGCAACAGCCCCUACGGCAACGGAGAGAUAUCCAAGCCUAUCAAGGACAACUCCAAGCCGUCGUUCUAA